CAUGCUGGACUCUGAUACUCUACUUAAACUUCUCUGCUGUGUAGGUAUCAUGCAGCAAAUGACUUUGGGUGACCCAACAGUUGCUGGUUGCAAGAGUCAGAAACACAAAUCUCAUUGUGUCCAAGAGUCAACAAAACAGGAAGAACAAGUGGGAAUGCCAGCAAAUGUUCCCCUUUCCGACUUCACCUCUAUUGCCAUGGUGGAAAUGGAGGAGAGCAAUAAAAAAGUGGAUACUGACACAACGGGGAACAAUGAUGAAUGCCUGCACAUGAUGUCAUUUCCUUUGUCACCUGUUGAUUUAAGCAAGCAAAGGACAUUUUCAGAAACAGACACACAGUCACAGAGGGACCUCACAGGAAUAGGGAUGUCAUCAGACCCUGAUCAGCCAAAACAACAGAUUUUACCUGAAAAAGACAGAACUCUAGCAGGUGGGAAGUGUCUUGCUGAUGCCACAUGUGAAACAACAUCUGAUUGGACAGAUGCCUCAGGUAUUACCCCAGACAAGUCAGAUGAAGGUAGGAUUACAAAGAAAGAGAUAAUUUCUUCUUCCCUCAAAGCCCAGCCCACCAAAACAACUCAAUCAUUUGUUUUUCCAGAAACCACAGGCAUACUUGAUCCAGAACAUAAAACUGAACCUGUUAUGAGUGUUAGAAGUAUUGACUCUGAAGCUUCUUUCAAAAUGAGCACUAAGUUCAAGUCAGAGACCAAAGAGGUCAAAGGUCUAACUAUGGAGAAACCCAUGCCGACACCACAACAAUCUGUCUCAACUUUAAAGAACAGCUCUGAGUUUAAGGUUUCAAUGACAUCAGAGCAAGGGGAAGUAUCAGACAUAGAUGUCCAUUCAACUGAUAUUUUAGAUGCAACUAAUGGUGUUUUACAAAAACAGUCUGUUAAAGAUUCAAUCACAAUACCAGAAGUUGCACCUCAGAACCUGACCACCGUAACCAUGGAAACCGGCACUGGCAGCACCUCAGAUGAUAAGGAAAAGUCACAGGAGAAGAAUGCAGAAAUUAGAGUGACUCGUCGACCCACAAAACCAAGGAAAACCAGUUAA
This is a messenger RNA of Xyrauchen texanus (razorback sucker), 1054 nucleotides long. RefSeq lists its product as uncharacterized. Lineage: Eukaryota; Metazoa; Chordata; Actinopteri; Cypriniformes; Catostomidae. The transcript is spliced from 3 exons. Bases 2 to 1054 code for a protein of 350 amino acids. The record is from RefSeq and is a predicted model, not a curated record.